This is a messenger RNA of Pundamilia nyererei, 1178 nucleotides long. RefSeq names its product opioid receptor, delta 1a (gene oprd1a). Gene Ontology annotation, biological process: G protein-coupled opioid receptor signaling pathway; neuropeptide signaling pathway. The record is from RefSeq and is a predicted model, not a curated record. The coding region runs from base 42 to 1178 and encodes 378 amino acids. Gene Ontology annotation, molecular function: G protein-coupled enkephalin receptor activity; neuropeptide binding. Lineage: Eukaryota; Metazoa; Chordata; Actinopteri; Cichliformes; Cichlidae. Gene Ontology annotation, cellular component: neuron projection; plasma membrane. The transcript has 3 exons.
UAAGUUUUCAUCACCGAGGACAGAGUGGGCAGCACUGCAGCAUGGAGCCUUACACGGUCCCCGGAGCUCAGCUCUCCCUGUCCGACCUUUACUCCGUCAUCCCCUUCAAUGUCACCCUCCCGGCUGAUGAGAGCGACUUAAUGAGCGACAGGCUGCAGAACUACACCGAGCAGCAGAAUCCGGCGAGGAGCGCCGGGGGUAUAAUCAUAGCCAUAUCCAUCACGGCGCUCUACUCCGUUAUUUGCGUGGUGGGACUUCUCGGCAACGUCCUUGUCAUGUACGGAGUGGUCAGAUACACCAAGAUGAACACUGCCACAAAUAUCUACAUCUUCAAUCUAGCUCUUGCCGAUGCCUUGGCCACCAGCACGCUGCCCUUCCAGAGCGCCAAAUACCUCAUGAACACCUGGCCAUUUGGGGAUGUCCUCUGCAAGCUCAUUAUUGCCAUCGACUACUACAACAUGUUCACAAGUAUCUUCACCCUCACAAUGAUGAGUGUAGAUCGCUACAUCGCCGUGUGCCACCCAGUCAGGGCGCUGGAGUUUCGGACGCCUGUCAAGGCCAAGUUGAUCAACAUACUCAUCUGGGUCCUGUCCUCGGCAAUUGGUGUGCCUGUCAUGAUCAUGGCUGUGACCAAAGUGGCAGACAAUGGUAAAACCACUUGCAUGUUAAAGUUUCCUGAGCCUGACUGGUAUUGGGACACGGUGACAAAGAUCUGCGUCUUCAUCUUUGCUUUUGUGGUCCCUGUGAUGGUCAUCACCAUAUGCUAUGGUCUGAUGAUCCUGCGUCUGAGGAGUGUUCGUCUGCUCUCAGGCUCCAAGGAGAAAGACCGCAACAUGCGCCGCAUUACCCGCAUGGUCCUGGUGGUGGUGGCGGCCUUUAUCAUCUGCUGGACCCCCAUUCACAUAUUCAUCAUUGUGAAGACCAUGAUAGAAAUUGACAGCAGGAAUCCCUUUGUGAUAGCUAGCUGGCAUCUGUGCAUCGCUUUGGGGUAUACCAACAGUAGCCUCAAUCCUGUCCUCUAUGCAUUUCUGGAUGAAAAUUUCAAGCGAUGCUUCAGGGAUUUCUGCCUCCCCUGUCGGACCCGUGUGGAGCAAAACAGUCUGACCAGAGGCCACAACACCACCAGGGAGCCAGUGUCCAUCUGUGCUCCAACAGAAGCAGGAAAGAAGCCGGCAUGA